CUGAGUUAGCAGAAUGUCGACGGUAUUGGUAGUGGCCCUCAUCCUCAGUGGAGUCCUGCAGUUUGUGUACAGUGAGGAUAACACAACUGCUACACCCACGGACUACUGCCAGAAGGACUUGUGUCACUUUUUGAAAAAACACAUAGGCUGCAGGAACAAAGGAGAGCUCAACAAACAAUGUCCUGCUGACGCCUACUUGGUUAAUCUAACGGGUCUGCACGAUCUGAUCCUGGAUGAGCACAAUGCCCUGCGAAAUGUCCUUGCUGCUGGCAAGGCACCGAAAUUGCCACAACCCGAUCGCAUGGCCACACUGCGCUGGCAUGCCGAACUGGAGGAUCUGGCCACACUGAACGUAAAGCAGUGUGCUCUGCAGUACGAUCCUUGUCACAAUACCCCGGAAUUCCGUAACUCUGGUCAGAAUUUGGCCAUAAUCAACAUAACUCUGCUUCAGGGUGAGGGUAACCACACGGAUGAGUGUCUGAUCAGGGAGUCUAUUGGAGGCUGGUGGAAUCAGAGUAUCAAUAUCACGAGGGAGCAGCUUCAGCGUUUUCCCAAAGGAAAAUUGGGAGAUUCAAUCCGCAAUUUCGCCAUAAUGGCCCGCGACAACAACACCUUCGUGGGCUGCGCCGCCUUGAGAUUCGAUAAGCCUGCGGGCCAUCCUCAGUUUCUGUUGGCAUGCAAUUACGCCAGCAAUUAUGUCCCGGACUGGCCUAUUUACCGGGAAAAGUCCAUCGGUUGCCAGUCGGGCUCUGACCUCAAAUAUCCCUCCCUCUGCAAGGCGGGCGAGCAAUAUCAGGAACUUCCGUUGGAGGAGAGCGCGACGGUGAGGAGCGGUUUUUGGAGGCUGUAGAGGCGCUAAAAAUAAACCCGGCCAAAGGGUUGGAGUGGGUGGCUCUUCACUCACAGUCUAUUUAACAUGUUGAUUUGUGUCACAGUGCGUGGCGGUCAUAUAUCAUCUCGCAGCAACCGCAUUAGCACAGACACCUGAAAAAGUAGUGAUGCCGAUAUUGAAUGAAUAAAACAUAAACAUUUACGUCGAAAAAAAAACAAACGAAAUAAUUAAAAAUAAAUAGAUAUCUUAAAAUUAAAACAAAUGCUUU
Molecule: messenger RNA, 1100 nt
Organism: Drosophila ficusphila
Lineage: Eukaryota; Metazoa; Arthropoda; Insecta; Diptera; Drosophilidae
Product: antigen 5 like allergen Cul n 1
Exons: 3
Coding region: 14-850 (278 amino acids)
Source: RefSeq, a predicted model, not a curated record